Ostertagia ostertagi is the source of this 537-nucleotide messenger RNA. NCBI's taxonomy places the organism in Eukaryota, Metazoa, Nematoda, Chromadorea, Rhabditida, Trichostrongylidae. The record is from the annotation of a GenBank genome assembly.
AUGGCCCGACAAGAACGUCAUCAGCUACACGUCGAUAUCUCGUGGCAAAUGCCACCAAGAAGAAAUUCAUCCGCUACGUGCUUUCAGCUAGAAAUUAAUGGUACCGACACGUGCUUUGUAUUCAAUGUUUCCGAUUCCGGCGUUACAGAAGAUUCAGUCUCGCCGCGUUUUCAUUUCACUUCUGAGAGUUUGUUCGAGUUCUCCAAGAGCUACCGUAUUACACUCUACAGUUUGCCAAAGUCAAAGAAUAGGACGUCGGCAGUGGUGAAGGAGUCGCGAAUGCCAAUCGACCCCGAGCUCAACUAUGUCGACGAUCAGAAGAACAUCUCACAGUAUUGCAAAACACAUACCAGAGCCGCUUCAACGGAUUUGCUCAAAAUCGAAGCCAAUCUGACACCACCCGUUGCGGAACUCCCACAAAUACCGCGGCAUCCAAAUGGACAGCGGCUUUUCGGCGAAUAUUUCUUGCAGUCGAUUACGAGGACAAUACUGGUCGAGUUUGUCGGUGCUCCGCCCCAUUACUGCUUCGAGGAAUAC